AUGGCGUCGGGCUGGAUCGAGCUUACCACAUCUGGAGGACCGAAGGAUGUAAUGAUUAGGACUGAUAUCGUGAGUCAUUUCGAGGACGUUAGAAGAUCCUGGGGUCCCCCUCAUCAGGGAAUAUCAGCAUCUCUGGCGAGGAUCUGA
Penicillium digitatum Pd1 is the source of this 147-nucleotide messenger RNA. The record is from RefSeq and is a predicted model, not a curated record. Lineage: Eukaryota; Fungi; Ascomycota; Eurotiomycetes; Eurotiales; Aspergillaceae.